Molecule: messenger RNA, 1156 nt
Organism: Echinops telfairi (small Madagascar hedgehog)
Lineage: Eukaryota; Metazoa; Chordata; Mammalia; Afrosoricida; Tenrecidae
Gene: IVL
Product: involucrin
Exons: 2
Coding region: 75-821 (248 amino acids)
Source: RefSeq, a predicted model, not a curated record
GCAGCUCAGCAGUGCACUAGAGCCUCUCACCCAGUCUGUGCUGUGAGCCUGGUGAACCCGAAGUGCCCUCCAAAAUGUCUCAGCAGGACACAUUGCCAGUGACCCUCCCUCUUGCUGUCAAUCAGCAGUCCCUCCAGACGGUUUCUCCUUCCAUCGAUACCCAGCAUGAGCAAGUGAACAACUCAACUCCACAGCCAGCCCCAUGCCAGAAGGUGCCCUCUGAAUUCCCAGUGGAAGUCCCCUCUGAGCAGAGGAAGAAACACCCCUCUGGGAAGGGGGUGCCUGAGCAAGAGUGCCAGCAACAGCAGCACCAGGAGCAGCAGCAGCCACAGCAGCAGCCACCGGAAGCUGAGUGUGAACAACAGCUCCCCCAGGAGGAUGAACAGCAGCACUGGGGCCAUGGACAGCAGCAUCAGGAACAGCAGCAGCCACAAGAACAGGACCAACCGCACCAGAGACAGCAUCAGGAGCAGGAGGAUGCAUUCAUUGUAGAGCAGCAGCUAGAACAAAAGAAGACACAGAGGGAGCAGCAGCUGAACGUGAAGCUGGACCAGGAGCAGAAGCUCUCGGAUCAGCAAGUGGAUCACGAGCUAGCUGAGAAAGAUGAGCACCGGAAACAGAAAGAAGAGCAGCUUCUGCAGCAUCAGGAGGCGCAGGCUGAGCUCCCGGUGCAGCAGGAGGAUCAGCCUGUGCUUGUCCCAGUGCCUGACCAGGACCAAGAGAUCCAGGAAGUCCAGCCCCCAGCGGGAGAGAUAGUGUUCCCUAUAAAGCAGCAGCAGCCUCAGGAGCAGGAGCCGCAAUGCCCCUCCAACCAGCAGUAACUAACCCCAGUGUCUUAGAGGCCCUUAAACCAUUGCACACAACCAAAAGGAAAGCCACAGCCCAGGUUGCCUCAGCUCCCCAACAAGGGUGGCCCACUUCAUCUGUGAACUUGUCUGACCCUAGUAACUUAGCACGUCUCCUCGUCUCUUUGAUGAGAGUGAGGGGAAGGAGAAGUUAUUGCCCAGAUUCUACCUCCAGCGAGUCCCACCCCAACCUCAUGUGACCAGUGCCUCUGCCUGAGGGAAGUUAUUACUGUCACGGAUUUCACCCUGCUACUCUGGCUGACUCUGUGAGUGUGUACAAUGAGACAUAAUAAAUCCUGAAAUUCCUACAA